This is a messenger RNA of Coffea eugenioides, 1920 nucleotides long. RefSeq names its product plant intracellular Ras-group-related LRR protein 5-like. Lineage: Eukaryota; Viridiplantae; Streptophyta; Magnoliopsida; Gentianales; Rubiaceae. Gene Ontology annotation, molecular function: protein binding. The transcript is spliced from 3 exons. The coding region runs from base 76 to 1647 and encodes 523 amino acids. The record is from RefSeq and is a predicted model, not a curated record.
CCACGUAUUGGUUCUAAUCCCCUCUCUCAAAUAUUCCAAGAUUUCUUCCUGCUGACCGAAAAAAACAUUCCAAUCAUGGCUCUGACACCCAACAAAAAUGAUCCAUCACCUACCUAUGUAGAAACCGUUGAAGAAAUCAUGAAAUCCUACAAAUCACUCCCGCCUAGACCCUCUAUUGAAGAGGUUGAAGCAGCCAUGUCUGUUGUCAAAACAGUUAACUAUGAAGAGCAAGAAAGACUUGAAGAGAUUUCCAAGGAAGUUGCUCCGCAAGAUGUUCCACCAGAACUCUUUUCUGUGCUACAAGAAGUGAGGAAAUCCAAGGUUUUGUUCAGAAGCCAUGAACAGAUGAAAGAGGCAGUUCACUUAGUUGAACUCGACAAGAUUUUUCAGACAUUUGAUGAGCUUAUUCAGAGGGCUUCUGAGUUAGUUUCUGGGAAGACCUCUCCGGAAAAAGAGCUCAAUCUUGGUGGCCCAGAUGGUGAAAUUGGGAUAGAAGUGGUGAUCAGCGAUGAUGAGAGUGUCCGUAGGAAUGAAGAGCCAAAGAUUGAGGAUUCAAAAGGAAUGUCCUUGAAUGCUUCUUCUGAGCCUCCUUCAAUUCCUUCAGCUGCAAAGUAUGAAGAGUCUAAGCAACUAAGUCUAAUGAGAGUGGCUGCCAUAAUUGAAAGUUCUGCUAAAGCUGAAGCAGAGUUCCUUGAUCUUCAGGGUAAAUUGAUGGACAAGAUUGAGUGGCUUCCAUUGUCACUUGGAAAAUUAUCGCAUAUCAUUGAGCUAAAUAUAGCAGACAAUAAUCUCAUGGUUCUUCCCUCUACUAUUGGUAGCCUCAAGUCAUUGAGAAAGCUUGAUGUCCACUCCAACCAACUAUUUAACCUUCCUGAUUCAUUUGGUGAACUGCUUGGCCUAACUGAUCUGGACCUGCAUGCAAACAGGUUGAGGUCACUGCCAGCUUCAUUUAAGAACUUAAAGGACCUGAUCAGUCUUGAUUUAAGUUCAAAUCGGUUUGCUCAUUUGCCAGAUGCAAUUGGGAAUCUGACUUCUUUGAAGAAGCUUAGUGUGCAAUUAAACGAGCUUGAAGAGCUUCCUUAUACAAUUGGAUCAUGUCUGUUGCUUGUAGAGCUAAGAUUAGACUUCAAUCAGCUCAAAGCUCUUCCUCUUUCAAUCAGUAAGCUCCAGUACUUGGAGAUUCUUACUUUGCACUAUAAUAGAAUCAAAGUACUGCCUACCAUGGGGAAUCUUUUACAUCUGAAAGAACUUGAUGUCAGCUUCAAUGAACUUGAGAGUAUACCUGAAAGCCUAUGUCACGCAGUUAGCCUGAAAAAAUUGAAUGUUGGGAAGAAUUUUUCAGACCUGCGAGCUUUGCCAAAAUCAAUUGGAAAUCUUGAACUGCUUGAAGAGCUGGAUAUCAGUGACAAUCAAAUAUUUGUGUUGCCCGAUUCUUUCAGAUUCCUCGCAAAUUUAAAAGUUUUCCACGCUGACCAGACACCUCUAGAAUUGCCACCAACGGAAAUAGCAAAGCUUGGCGCCGAGGCCGUUGUCAAUUUCAUGGCUGAAUUUGUUACUACAAGGGAUAUGAGACCUCAAAGGCCAGUGAAGCAGAGAGGAUUUUGUCUCCAGUUCUUUGUCAAUUGCUUUCGGGUCGAGACAGCAUGAAAUCAUCAAUACAAGAAAGAAUUGAAGUGUAUUCAUUUGCUGAUAUGUAUAUAGCCUUCCCCUCAGACAUAUACACACCACCUUCAGUGCAAGAAAGAAUUUAUAAGCUUAGUCAUUUGCUUAUAUGUAUAUAGUCUCCUUCUCACACAUAUACACACCACCAUCAACAGAAAUGAAAAUUGCAAGUGAAUCAAUAUCUAUAGAUAGAUGCAAGAGGGGUUGGUUGAGUUUGUUCAUUGUUGUGUGUAUUUGCAAGCUAAUGUGCAAAAGUCG